CUUGAGGCUUGACAGUAAAUAAUACGUCUUAAUUUAUGAAAUUGUGUUAUUAUUAUUUAUUGCUGUUUAAAAAGCCCUACAUAAAAUGAGCACUUUUUCGGUCGUUCAAGACGGGCCUGUUAAUGCUUUAGCUUUAAAUAAGGAUAACACCCAGGUGGUGAUUGGGGGAAGAAAUGUCUUCAAAGUGUACCAAAUAGAGGAUGACAGAUUUCGAGAAAUUUGCAAUUUGAGGACACUAAAACACCUCAAUUUGAAUUUUUCCUGCAAUGAUGUCGCUUGGAGCUUAAGUGAUGAUCAUUAUGUCGCAACCGCGGCUACAAAUGGGCACGUUUGUGUUUGGAAUCUCACAAAAAUGGGUAGAGCCAUGCAAGAACAAGAUUAUCAGGAUCACAAAAGAACAGUGAACAAAGUGAAUUUCCAUGCCACUGAUCCUUUCAAACUCAUCUCCGGCUCCCAGGAUGGAACAAUGAGAUAUUUUGAUGUGCGAGUGAAAAAUGCCGUCUCCGUUUUUUAUAGUAACACUGAAAGCGUGAGAGACGUCCAAUUCAGUCCACACAACUCCUACACAUUUUCGGCUGUAUCGGAAAACGGCAACGUUCAAAUAUGGGAUGUCCGGAAACCGGACAAAUUGCAAAUACAAUUUACUGCUCACAGUGGGCCUGUGUUUGCUUGUGAUUGGCAUCCAGAAUCCACCUGGCUUGCCACAGCUAGCCGGGAUAAAACCAUCAAGGUCUGGGAUCUCACUAGCAAGCCGACUUUAGAGUAUACAAUUCACACGAUAGCCUCAAUAGGCUUCGUGAAAUGGAGGCCUCAGUACAAGUACCAAAUAGCCAGUUGUGCCCUGGUCAUCGACUGUAGUAUAAAUAUUUGGGAUGUCCGAAGGCCUUACAUUCCUUUUGCAUCCUUCAAUGAACACAGAGAUAUUGCCAGUGGAGUAGCAUGGAGAGGAGAUCCGAAUAUAUUCUUAAGCAGCGGAAGAGACAACACUUUGUUUCAUCACUCGUUCAAUGACGCCCAAAAGCCGGCAAACAAGGCAAACCCGCAGGGCAUUAGUUUGAAUGCGAAAGGAGAAGUUGUGUGUUGCAGGAAAAUGAACAUCGCUAGUAUCACCCCAAGUAGCAGCAACCAGAAUUCGCUCAGUAAAGCUGUGGGGUUAAUGCGGAAAAUUUCCACCUCACAAGCCGUAGAUACGUUCCAUCAAGCAGCUAGUCAUACUUAUAAUUUUAACCCAAAUAACGUCGAACAACAGGAAUCAUCAGUGUUUUUGAAGCUUGCCAAUAAUUAUUUAUUGCAUGGAAGAAGUGUAUCUGAACUAUGUGAACGAAAUGCGACAGUGGCAAUGGAAUUGGGCAAGAACGAUGUAUCAGUGAGUUGGAAUAUCAUCAAAAUUAUGUAUGCCGAAGAAUUUGCGCCAAGUUCUAUGAGCUUGAACGCAAAUAAGCAUGAAGAUGGGGCUUGUUCUGCUGAAAACACUGAUGAUCAAAAAUCGAAAGGUGGAGAAACGCCAGCAGCCCAAUUUAGCGGAGGAGAUGAGGAGACGGAAAACGAAGAUCAAGUGGACAAUGCGUUUCCUAACUACUUAAACGUUCGGAAUGGGUGUUUGCCUAAAGGCGACUUUUUUUUUGGCGAGAACGAGCUGGAUGUGGAGCUGGAAGGGGCGCCAGUGUUUCUGGACUAUUAUCAGUAUGGGUUUCGGCUCAAUCCAGUUACACCAGAACAAAUCGAUUGGACUUUGCCAACCGAGGCUUUCCCGAUUCGGCAUAAGAUUCUUGAUAGGUCUCCACCGCCGGAGCAAUUUCCCGACCAUCAUCAGUCACUGAGCUACCGUGAAGACAGUCAUACAAUACAGGUGGACGAUCAGCUGCCUGGAAUGCUCGCCAACAUUAAACCGUGCAGAAAGCCUUGCUGGGAUCCCAGUUCCAUUGUUAUAGAGACUUUGCACCAUUACGCCUCUCUAGGCGAUGUACAAACUGUAGCUUCUAUCUUAAUAGUGCUGGGAGAGAGUCGCAAAUAUUUAACAGGGUUGAGCGAAACUCUUCAAGAGCACUGGCUGCUCGGAUACAUCGAACGCUUAAGCAGGUACAAGCUGUGGAACAUCACGAACCAGGUGAUCAAACUGUCUUGGUUGCCCAACGUCAGCCAGCUGAAUCAGCAAAGCACAACGAUGCACACGAAUUGUGGAAAGUGCACGAAACCUUUGCAAAGAGUUGGCUGGUUGUGCGAUCGCUGCCACACGCCGGAAUAUGGCUUGUGCAGCAUUUGCCAUCAGGUUGUGAGAGGGCUUUACGUUUGGUGCCAGGGCUGCUCUCAUGGGGGCCACAUCGUCCAUAUGAAGCAGUGGCUGGCUCAGAAAAGAGUGUGCCCGACUGGAUGUGGGCAUAUGUGUGAGUACAACUGAUCGCUCUGAGUAGUGAGUGAGGGAGAAAACAGGGUUUAUUUUGCCUGAAUUGCUAGUGAAGGGCAAUUUACCUCCAGCUGUACAGGGUCAGAUGUUUGUUUAAGUAGUAGAGGUUUUUGAUUGUUGAAAAAUCAGUGCGUUGCUUUUAUUGUACUGCGUGUUUCAAGCAGAUGCUUGUCUUGGGUACCUACGCGAAAGUUUCAUUUUUUUUUUGCUCCGUUAUAAGAAAAUACCUCGAGUUUGUAGUAGGAAAUUAUAUAUUUUUGUAUAAUCUCGGCUGUGAUAAUUUAUACAUUUGAUAAGUUAGUUAAGGGAUUGCAUCAACAAUAAACUACUUUAAAAUGCAA
Dendroctonus ponderosae (mountain pine beetle) is the source of this 2745-nucleotide messenger RNA. It is a transcript of the gene Wdr24, whose product is annotated as GATOR complex protein WDR24. Gene Ontology annotation, biological process: positive regulation of TOR signaling. The record is from RefSeq and is a predicted model, not a curated record. Bases 86 to 2398 code for a protein of 770 amino acids. Gene Ontology annotation, molecular function: protein binding. NCBI's taxonomy places the organism in Eukaryota, Metazoa, Arthropoda, Insecta, Coleoptera, Curculionidae. The transcript is spliced from 12 exons.